ACAGGAUAUUUUGCAACGAUUACCAUGAUUCAUGGAAGGUUUGAAAGUCUGGAUAUAUUUACAAGUACAUACUGACAUUGUGAGAGUAUUUAUAUCUUGUCGACGACGGUUGCUGACGUAGCAGCUUCAAGUACAGAGGUUGACCACAGAUCGAUACUGUUAAACAAGAAUCAUGGGUUCUAUCUUCGAUUCGUGUAAUACGGUCUCUGAAAAAUGCGGAAAAGGAGGCUCAGUCAUUUGCAACGUCAUAGGUACUAUACUUCCAAUCGCCAUGAUAUCAGUGGGAGCCAUCCACAUAGACGAUUGCCCUGCUCAAAAGUACAUCUGUAUCUACCUGAUCGUAGCUGGAGCCUUCGCUAUCCUCGUAACUGGAGUGCGCUAUCUGGAGAGUAUGUGCUGCAGCAGCAACUCAGGAACCCCUCCCUUGCCUAUUCUAGUUGUCAAUGGCGUCCUUGGUCUCUUCCUGCUUUCCUGGUUUAUUGCAGGCAAUGUGUGGGUCUACGGCCUCUACGGCAAGUACAACCCAACAGACAAAACUGCCGACAACUACUGUAAAGAACUCGUUUACGUGUUUGCAUUCUGGAUCAUCACGACAGGCUACAUCCUGCUCGGAGUUUAUGUCCUCCUGGUAUGCUUUGUUGCCUGCUGCUGCAGGCGACGUUAGUCGACCACACCAUUGUGAGGUAUUUGACUUGUACCAUGAAAAGGCAUGACGGUUAAAAUAUUUGAAACACUUUGUUAAAUAUACUGCAUGAAGACAUGCCCCAUGGCUACAACGCCGUCGGAACUCGAACCAGUUCAAUUUCAUACAUGAGAAAUUGUAGUAUGUGGGAUAUGGUUUAUGUGUUUGUGAAAGCAGGUUUCAUACUUGCAAGGGUAUGCUGCUAUUUCCAGAUUAGAGGCACGCAACCCUCUUCUAAGGGUGAAUUUAGUCCAUGUGUUACGUUAGGACUUCUGGCUGGAUGGCUAUUUUUAUUGUGUUCCUGGAAAAGCAAUAAAUUAUUUAUUUAUUAUUUAUUACCACAUCUCAUUGUAAAGAACUGUUGGAUUACUUUACUGUCCCUACCUACAGAUAUCCUGGUACUCUAAACCAAAAACAGAAUAUUGUUUAUACAUAAUAUGAAAACUAAAAGCCACGAUAACAUAUAAAGGAUGGAUACAUCGCUUUAUAAAUGCUCAUCAUUAUUAUAUUAUACUCACUCACUAAUAUCCAUAAUUGAUUCGAUUAUCCACAUGGGUACAAUGUGUGAAGCCCAUUUCUGGUGUCACCCGCCGCGAUAUUGCUGGAAUAUUGCUAAAAGCGGCGUAAGACCAAACUCACUCACUCACUCAGUGAUACAUAGACUGACGCUUUGUCUCGAAAGAAAUAUCAUUUUCAAGCAGCCACAUUUAAGCUGACCAGGAGCCUCAGCCUGGACAUCUAGACUUGCUCCAUUUAGGACACACAACAAUGAGGGCCGGGCGGAAGGUAAACUCACCAUAAUUGACUUUAAGCUUCAAGGAUAUUACAUACACUACCAAGUAACUCAAGAAGUGGUCAAAUGAGGUUUAGAAUAGUUUUGCAUUUUCUUGUGUGUCUGGCUAUGUUUAAGCAUGAAUGUGUCAUGUUUACAUCGCAAAAGUGUUUUCUUGUGCUUAUUGUUGCAUAUUUGUACAUCAUCAUUUGUCAUUUAUAAAGCCCUUUUUCCACUUCGGACAUUAAAUAGUAUUUGAUAGUAUUGCAUAUGUCGUGUUUAAUUUCGUCUUUGAUAUUUUGGUUUUGUAUACGUGUUUAUUUUUUGAAUGAAAUGUAUAUUUUAG
Messenger RNA from Haliotis rubra (blacklip abalone), 1800 nucleotides. Its product is annotated as transmembrane protein 272-like. The transcript is spliced from 6 exons. The coding region runs from base 173 to 664 and encodes 163 amino acids. Lineage: Eukaryota; Metazoa; Mollusca; Gastropoda; Lepetellida; Haliotidae. The record is from RefSeq and is a predicted model, not a curated record.